Fusarium proliferatum ET1 is the source of this 987-nucleotide messenger RNA. RefSeq lists its product as uncharacterized. The transcript has a single exon. Bases 1 to 987 code for a protein of 328 amino acids. Lineage: Eukaryota; Fungi; Ascomycota; Sordariomycetes; Hypocreales; Nectriaceae. The record is from RefSeq and is a predicted model, not a curated record.
AUGUCUUCUCUAUCCACUGCCUACCCCACCGAUGGUCAGGUUAUCGACAUUGGUGGUUCGUCCAUCAACCUCACCUUUGUUGACGAUCAGCUUCCCAAGGCCUUCCUUGGUAAGGGUGACUUCCCCAAGGAAGUCGCCUACACUUCCGGCAUGGACAAAUGGAACAAGAUUGCCGACAAGUCCUACCAGACUUCUGAUGAAAUGGCCAUCAUCAAAGCCACCGCCAAGCAGGUCGUUCAGCAACUCAAGUCUGGUACUCAUAUCAUUGACCUCGGCGCUGCCAACUCCAAGAAGUUUGAGCCCUACGUCCACGAAUUCAUCGCUCAGGGCAAGGAGUGCGUCUAUGUGGCUCUCGAUCUGUCUCACGCCUCUCUUGUUGAACACAUUGCCAAGGCUAAGGCUACUUUCCCUGGUGUCAAGUGUAUCGGUCUCUGGGGUUCAUUUGAACAGGGAGACGUUUACUUCAAGCAGACUCGUCCUACUGCUCGUCUCUUCCUUUCUCUCGGCAGCAUCUUCUAUAAUGCUCCAGACUCUAUGGCUAAGGAUCGUUGUGUCGAGUUCAAGGGCCACAUGACUCCCGUUGAUCGUCUCAUUGUCGGCCAGGAUGGACCUACCAGUGCUGAAGCCAGCCAGACCCAUGCUGCGUACAACACUGUCGAGUACGACGCUUUCUUCACUACCUAUCUUCAGGGUCUUCAGGAUCACGCUGGCAUUGUUGGUGCUAACCCCAAGACCGCUUGGACCGUCGAGAGCAAGCUCAACAAAGCUAUGCAUUACUUCGACGUCACUGCCAACCACGACAUGACCUGCACUAAGUUCGAUAUCUACGUUCCCGCCGGAACGGUUUUCAAGAUGUUCAAAUCUUGGAAGCGAUACGAGGGUGAGAUUCACCAGCUCACCAACGAGGUUGGCCUGGAGAUUGAGACUCUCGGCAAGGCUGAGAACUCCGGUAUGCGUCAAUAUAUCAUCAAGGCUGCCGAGAACUAA